Molecule: messenger RNA, 321 nt
Organism: Rotaria sp. Silwood1
Lineage: Eukaryota; Metazoa; Rotifera; Eurotatoria; Philodinida; Philodinidae
Source: the annotation of a GenBank genome assembly
ACCCCACCCACACCCUCUUAUCGUAGAAACCUGACUCAAACUCAUUCGAUAUAAUAAAGUAAUUUGACGAUUAAAAUCGAUGAAAGAGUAAGAAUAAAUAGUCUCGAAUAGCGAAAUCGACCAUUAAGGAAAGAUAUAUCCAUGCCUCUUAGAUCUACGAAUGUCACACUCUUUAAAUCUUCAUUUUUUCUUUCGAAUAUCAUUUCAUUUUAGCCUUUACAAUUCUUAACCGUCAUUGUUGAUAAUGUUCGUAAUGAAGCUGAUAAAUGGAAUCGUCUUUCACGACAGAUUCUUGAUGAUCUUCUUGUUUAUCUACAAUAA